Messenger RNA from Parasteatoda tepidariorum (common house spider), 1647 nucleotides. RefSeq names its product innexin shaking-B. Gene Ontology annotation, cellular component: plasma membrane; gap junction. The record is from RefSeq and is a predicted model, not a curated record. NCBI's taxonomy places the organism in Eukaryota, Metazoa, Arthropoda, Arachnida, Araneae, Theridiidae. Gene Ontology annotation, molecular function: gap junction channel activity.
UUGUUUUGUACAUUGUCCUUUGGAGUUGUGUCCCAUUGUUUUACUUCCAAUUAAGAUUUCUCAAGAAGACAAUUUUCCUAACCAUCAAGGUUUAGCACAGUAACUAAAAUAGGUGCUGUGAAGAUUAACGUCUCCUACUUGAAAGAACUAAAAUUAUUUUUUAAAGAUUUUUUUUUUAAAAAAGAAGAUUAUUCAAGCAUCGCUAAAUGAAACGCUCUAGAAAGUAUCCUUCUUUGUCAAAGUAAAAUGAGUAGCAUAUUCGAUACCAUUAAAGGCUUAAUUCAAAAAGAGAGAGUCAGAAUUGAUACUGACAUUUUUCGAUUACAUCACACUUAUUCUGUCUUCAUUAUUGUGGUCUUCAUAAUAUUUGUUUGUACGAAACAGUUUGCUGGAGAUCCCGUCAAGUGUGUUCAUACCGACACUGACAUACCAGAUAAAGUUUGGAAUACUUAUUGUUGGAUCCAUGGAACGUAUGUAGUUCCAUCGGCAUUUCACAAAAAAGUUGGAGUAGAAGUCCCUGCUCCAGGUGUAGAUGCAACUGAUGCAAUGAAAGAGCCUCAUAAAGUCAGAUUUCUUUAUUAUUAUCAAUGGGUAAUCUUUAUACUUCUUUUUCAAGCAACGAUGUUCUAUAUACCCAGAUGGAUAUGGGUUUCUUGGGAAGGAGGUACAUUAAAAGUUUUGACGAUGGAUCUUGACAUUUCCUUGAUUGAUGAGUCUAAAAAGGCACAAAAUUUACAAAUUCUGGCUGAUUAUUUCCACUCCAGCUGGAACACACACAACUGGUAUGCAAGGAGAUACCUCUUUUGUGUCCUUUUGUGUGUCAUAAAUGUAGUUGGACAAGCGUACAUGCUUGAUACUUUAUUAAAUGAACAUUUUUUUACUUACGGAAUGGAAUCUAUCAACUACUUUCGUUAUGGUGCAGAAAUGAGUCCGAUGAUAAGGAUAUUUCCACGCAUGUCAAAGUGCGAGUUUUUGGUUGGCAGUCAGUCUGGCGACAUUGACAAAAGUUUCGCCCUUUGUAUCAUGGGUUUGAACAGCAUUUUUGACAAAAUAUUCUUAUUCAUAUGGUUUUGGUUUCUGCUUGUCUUCAUUUUGACAGUCCUUGGAAUUUUGUAUUAUCUCAUACUAAUUUUGUGCCCGCCUUUUAGAGUAUUUGUUUUGUGUUACUUAUAUGGGUACGAUCACAGGAAACACAUACGUGUAUUAGUUGGAGAAGCUUCUUUUGGUGAUUGGUUUCUUUUAUAUCUGCUUGCAAGGAACAUAGAUUUUAUUGUUUUCAGAAGCCUCUUACGCGUGAUAGCUUGUAAGAUUAAGGAUUCGAAAGAUCCCGGCGAAGAUCAAGUGCGGGUGGAAGAUUCUACACAGUUUCCAAGUGACCCAUACAGGCAGUUCUCGAGUAGUAAAGUAAAACGUCUUUCAAGAGUAAGAAAAGCUGAUGAUGUAACACAUUCCGGUCUGGAAGAUCAACUUGAAGAAAAACCUGCUUACUCAAUACAACUUGAAAUUGGUAAAUCAAUUGAUCAGGAUCAAACUGAACUUUCGAAGCAGAAGGAAACCGACAGUGAACUCCAAAGUAUCUGGGUUAGGCUUUUUAGAGGUGCAAUCUCUUGGAUAAAUAAGAAAUAUCCGACCCGUAGAAAUUUGUAA